AGUGCGCAGCCGCUGCGGGGGAAUGGUGCACCUUGGCGGCUGUGUGACUCUUCAACUUAGUUGCGUGUGCGCGUAAAGUUCCAGGGCGUCUCUCCUGUGUGCAGCUCCAAAUGGCUGCAAUCUCUCCUGCUGCGGGCGCGCGCGCGCGCGCGUCUGGCGCCGCUUUUCUCGCCCUGGCGCUCCUCCUCGCAACAACGAGUGACGCGGAGUUCCGGAACCAGCACGGACUGUCCUACGCGCUGAGGUCCGAGCUGUCCGAGGACACAGUGCUGGUGGCCAACAACGGCAUCCGGGUGCCUUUGGGGAGGUCAGUCUUUGUAGAUCCCAUCAACGACCUGGUGAUUCAAGUUCGACCCGGCGACAGGUGCAGCAUCACCGUCCUAGACAAUGACCCUCUGUCCCAGAGGCCCGGAGCCCUAACCCCGAAAAAGUUCCCUUGUGAAUUUGGCCCGCACGAUGUCAGGUAUUCCCACUUUGGCUCCCGCAGUCCAGCCAGGGACCGGGUGAAACUGCAGCUUAGGUACGACACGCAGACGGACACCAUUGUGAUCCCUUUCAUGGUGGAGGUGGAGGUGGUUUUCACGCAGCUGGAGGUGCUGACCAAAAACCUGCCGAUCACCGUGGAGAAGCCGCUGGGCACCAGCAACCCCGUCGACAGGCGUGUUUUGGAAUUUACGUUCGACAGGCAGGCGCAGCGUUGCAGGGUCACCCCUCUGUCCGGUGGCGGCGUGCUGCCCAAGUACGGAAGCCUGGUGGACGGGAGCAGCCUGGCGACGGGAAUGACCGACUGCGACGACUUCAUCCGGAUGGACCUCCGCUAUCGGCACACAUUUGCGUUGAAGUCGCCGAGCAGAGAUCACAUCCCCGUGGUGGUGGAGCUGCAAGACAAGGAGGGCAACCUACUCAAGCAGGAGUUCUUCCAAAUCUUGGUGAGGAUUAAAGAGGGCGAGGAGAACACGGCGCCCAAGCCCAGCUUCGUGGCCAUGAUGAUGAUGGAAGUGGACCAGUUCGUCAUGACGGCCCUGACCGGCGACAUGCUGGCUGCCGAGGACGCCGAAUCGGACCCCGAUGAGUUAAUUUUCAACAUCACGUCGCCGUUGUCCUACGAGGAGGGUUACAUUGUGAGCACAGACGACAGGAAUUUACCCCUGACCUCCUUUUACCAGGGCGACCUCAAAGACUUCAAGAUCGCCUACAAGCCCCCUGCGGUGGACUCAGACAGCGAACGAAUUUUCCAGCUGGAGUUUGAGGUGGUGGACACGGAAGGGGCCGUGUCGGACCCUUUCGCUUUCAUGAUCGUCGUUAAGCCCAUGAACACUUUGGCCCCCGUGGUGACCAAAAACACCGGUCAGUUGCUGUACGAGGGGCAGUCCCGGCCAUUGUCCAGCUCUCAAAAUCUCGAAAUCAGUGAUGAAGACAAUCUGGACAAAGUCAGAAUUGCGGUGAUUGACGGCCUGAAGCACGGGGACUUAACCGUGCCGGGCUCCGGCAGGAAGUUUUUCACGCCGGCCGACCUCAAUGCCGGCCAAGUCAUUUAUCAGCACGACGGCAGCGACACGUACAGUGAUAACAUCGUUUUUCGAAUGACGGACGGCUCGCAUGAGGUGGAGUUUCUGUUCCCCAUCACCGUCGUUCCCACCGACGACGAGCCGCCGAUAGUCAACGCCAACACCGGUUUGGUUCUCUUCAAGAACCAAAUGAUGCCCAUCUCUUCCCUCGUGCUCAGCGCGGCGGACAUCGACUCGGAGGACUCCACCAUCAAAUUCACAAUCCAGCCCCCCUUUUCCACCUUCGGGCAGGUGCUGCUGCGCCAGGCCGAGGCCCCGGAGGACCCGUCGACAUGGAAGUUCAACACUGAGGAGGAAAUGUACGAGAAGGCGGUGACUGAAUGGCUGCAGCGGGACGUGACUGAUGGCAAAGUCUUUUACAAGCACAUUGGACCACACAGCGCCAGCACGAUCACGGAUCAGUUCAGGUUUCACGUUCAAGAUGACAACGACCCCCCCAACCGGUCAGAGGAGAGCUCGUUCGUUAUCAAAGUCCUCCCUGUGGAUGACCUCCCACCUGAGCUGCACCCGGAGGCCACGCUACAAAUGACCGUGCAUGAGUAUCAGCUCACGCACUUGCGGAAGAAGUUCAUACGCUACACGGAUCUCGACUCGGAGGAUCGCGACCUCAGAUACGCCGUUGCCCAGCCGCCGACGGACACGGACGAAAACAGCCCCGUUGUACUGGGCGCUCUGGUUCUGACCGAAGACCCCAAAGUUGAAGUCACAACUUUCACUCAGGCUCAAAUCAACCAUCACAAAAUAGCAUACAAACCGCCUGAUCUGGAGCUGGGAAUCACCACGCACAUUUUGCAGUUCAGAUACACGGUGGAGGAUGUUUCGGGGAACGGCGUUGAAGGCGUUUUCACGAUAUUCCUUAAGCCCGUGGACAACAAGCCGCCGCAGAUUACCAACUCUGGAUUCACAGUGCUGGAGCGGGGCGCACAUACCAUUACCACUACUGAGCUGUACACCUCAGACUCAGACACAGACAGCAAACUGAUCUCUUUUACUGUUUCUCAGCCUCCCCUGCAUGGCCACGUGCAAUUCAUGUUCACGGACAUGACGAGAGGGGACGCUUUUAGCCUGAAAGACAUUGACAACGGUCGAGUUUCUUAUUUACACAACGGGGAUGAAUCAAUAGCAGACUCAAUACAAAUAGAUGUCAGCGAUGGAGUCCACGUGGUCCCAAUUAAAGUGAAGAUCAACGUGAAGCCAAUUGAUGAUGAGAUCCCGGCUAUCAGCCUCCCGGCAGGUACAAUUGGCUCCUCUAUUGAUGUGCUGGAGAACGGGGCCACUGAAAUUACCAGUAACGUCAUUCAGGGGAGAGACGAGGACACGGACGACCUCCGUUUGACCUUCAUCUUGGAGGACCCGCCGUCGUUGGGUGAAAUUCUGGUUCGAGGGCUCCCGUCGUCCGUGUUCACCCAGGCCGAUAUCAUCAACGGCCAUGUGAUCUACACUCACACCAGCGGUGAAUUGGGUUUUACCACCAAAGAGGAUAUUUUCAAUUUAACUCUGACGGACAUGUCUGAUGAAUGGACGGUGGGAGGUAAUAAGAUUACUGGUGUCAGAGUGCAUGUGACCAUUCUACCACUGGACAGCCAGGCCCCACAGGUUUUUGUGGGCAAACUAUUUUCCGUCCCCGAGGGCGAGAAAAAUGCUAUUCGGACUCAUCAUAUCAGUGCCGAUGAUAUCGACACCCUCAUCGAAGACCUCCUGUGCACCAUCAUCGUGCAGCCGACUUCGGGCUACGUGGAAAAUAUCUCCCCGGCCCCUGGCUCGGAAAAAUCCAGGUCCGGCGUGGCUGUCAGCGCCUUCACCAUCAAGGACAUUCAGCAGCAUCACAUUUACUACGUUCAAAGCAUCCACAGAGGCGUGGAGCCGGUGGAGGACAGGUUUACAUUCAGAUGCUCUGACGGCAUCAAUUUCUCAGAGAGGCACUUUUUCCCCAUUUCCAUCGUCCCGGCUAACGACGAAAAGCCCGAGAUUUACAUGAGGGAGUUCGUCGUCAUGGAGGGCAUGAACAUAGUCAUCGACACCCCCAUUUUGAACGCCGCUGACGCCGACGUCCCCUCCGACCAGCUCACUUUCAUCAUCGCCAGACCCCCCGCGCACGGAUUUAUUCUCAAUCAGCUCACCACGGGCACGGUGCCCGUCUCCAACUUCACCUUGGAGCAGAUCAGCGAGGCCUCCAGCGUUGUGUACGAGCACGACGACUCGGAGACCACGCAGGACAGCUUCGAUGUGCUCCUCACUGACGGAAAGUUCCGCGUGCAGAAAACGGCGAUCGUCAUGAUAAUCCCCGUGGACGAUGAGACGCCCAGGAUGGCGAUCAACGACGGCCUCGACGUCGAAGUGGGCGACGUGAAAGUCAUCAACGGUGACAUUUUAAGAGCGACCGAUCUGGACUCGGAGGACAGCACGCUGACCUAUAUCAUUCGCUACGUGCCCAGACAGGGGUAUUUGCAGAAAACAAUGUCAAACGGGAUGCUGCACAACAUAACCGUGGGGAUGAAUUUCACCCAGGAAGAUUUGGACCAGGGUUUGAUCAUCUACGUGCACAACGGCCAAGAGGGAGUUCGCGACCUCAUCAAAUUCGACGUGACGGACGGCUACAACCAUUUGAUUGACAGAUACUUUUACGUUACAGUGGGUGGCAUUGACAUGGUUUUCCCUUACGUAGUGAGUAAAGGUGUGUCCCUGAAAGAGGGUGGCAGGGUCACUCUGACGACAGACCUGCUCAGCACCAGUGAUCACAACAGCCCGGAUGAGCAUUUAGUUUUUACAAUCACUCGCGCUCCGGUGCGCGGCCACCUGGAGUGCACGGACACGCCUGGAAUGCCUAUCUCGUCCUUCACGCAGCUUCAGCUGGCUGGCAACAAAGUCUACUACAUCCACACAGCCGAGGACGAAGUCAAAAUGGACAGCUUUGAGUUUGAAGUGACCGACGGCUACAACCCCGUGUUCCGCACGUUUCGCAUAGCCAUUACGGAUGUAGACAACAAAAAGCCGGUGGUCACGGUGCACGGCCUGGUGGUGAUGGAGGGUGAGAACAAGCUCAUCACGCCUUUCGAGCUCACGGCGGAGGACAGAGACACGGCAGACCGACUCCUGAAGUUCACGGUCACCCAGAUCCCCGUUCACGGCCGCCUGCUCUUCAACGCCACCCGGCCGGUCGCCUCCUUCACCGAGCAGGAUCUGAACGACAACAUGAUCAGUUACAAGCAUGACGGCACCGAGAGCGCAGAGGAUAGCUUCUCCUUCACCGUCACAGACGGCACCCACACCGACUUCUACCUCUUCCCCGACACUGUCUUCGAGACCCGAAAGCCCCAGGUCAUGAAGAUUAGCAUCCUCCCUUUGGACAACGGCGUGCCACAGAUCGGGGUGAACAAGGGUGCCCCGACGUUGCGGGUUCUAGACGGUGGCCACCUGGGCUUUGUGAUGACCAGCAAAUCCCUCAGAGCAGAAGACCGAGACAGCACGCAGGGUUCUGUGCUCUUUAGGAUUACCAACGCACCGAAGCAUGGCUACCUGAUCAACACGGGAAAAGGAAACGCCACCAUCACCACUUUCACACAAGCGGACAUCAACAACAUGAACAUCUGCUACAUCCUGACGAAGGGAGACGACGCCACGAACGACAUCUUCCAUUUCUCUAUCGAAGACAGCGGAGGCAACAAACUGAGGAACCAGCAAUUUCGUCUCAACUGGGCCUGGAUCUCAUUGGAGAAGAAGCACUACGUGGUGGACGAGGAGGUCAAGUUCCUGGAGGUGGUGCUAAAACGGCGAGGCUACCUGGGGGAGACCUCCUUUGUUAGCAUCGGCACCAAGGACGGAACGGCGCUCAAGGACAAAGAUUUCCGCGGCAAAGCUCAGAAGCAGGUGCAAUUCAACCCGGGCCAGACCGCGGCCACCUGGAAAGUCCGCAUCCUGUCAGAUAGCGAGUACGAGGUGUCCGAGACCUUCCAGAUUGUCCUCUCCGAGCCCGUGAUGGCAGUCCUUGAAUUCCCAGAGGCCGCAGACGUGGAGAUUGUGGACCCUGGUGACGAGUCGUCCGUGUUCAUCCCGGCGGCGGCGUACAGCAUCGAGGAGGACGUCGGCGAGCUGUUGGUGCCGGUCAGGCGCAGCGGCGACGUCGGCCAGGAGCUGAUGGUGGUCUGCUUCACCCAGCAAGUGUCGGCCGCAGGCACCGUGCCCACCACCGUGCUGUCCUACUCGGACUACAUCUCGCGGCCGGAGGACCACCGCAGCGUUCUGCGUUUCGACAAGGGCGAGCUGGAGAAGCCGUGCCGCGUGGUGAUCAUCGACGACUCCCUGUACGAGGCCGAGGAGAGCUUCAACCUCACCCUCAGCGUGCCCGUGGGGGGCCGCCUGGGCGCCCGCUUCCCCAGCACCAGGAUCACCAUUGUGCCUGACAUGGAUGACGCCCCCGUCUUCUACUUUGGCAACACCAACCACCACGUGGACGAGAGCGACGGCUUCGUGGAGGUGCAGGUGUGGAGGACGGGAAGCGACCUGUCCAAAGCCGGCGCCGUCACGGUGCGCUCCCGAAAGACGGAUCCGGUCUCGGCGCAGGCCGGAGCGGAUUACGUGGGGAUCAGCCGGAAUCUGGACUUCGCGCCGGGCGUCGCCAUGCAGACGUUCCGCGUGACCAUCCUGGACGACCUGGGCCAGCCGGUGCUGGAGGGCCCCGAGACGUUUGAGCUGGUGCUGCAGAUGCCCGUCAACGGGGUCCUCGGGGAACCCGGCAAGGCCGGCAUCCUCAUCAACGACUCCGUGUCAGACCUGCCAAAGGUGCAGUUCCGUGACGCUCUCUACGUGGGCCACGAGAAGUCGGGGCGGAUUUCGGCGACCGUGUACCGUAGCGGCGACAUCGGCCACAAGUCCACCGUGCGCUGCUACAGCAGGCAAGGGACGGCCCAGGUCAUGAUGGACUUCAACGAGCGGCCCAACACCGACGCCUCCGUCAUCACUUUCUUACCAGGUGAGGUCGAGAAGCCUUGUGACCUGGAGUUGGUGGAUGACACGGAGCACGAGGAAGAGGAGGAGCUGCGUCUCGUGCUUGGAAGCCCAAAAAGCGAUUCGCCCUUCGGCGCUUCCAUCGGACGUCAAAACGAAACGCUCAUUAGAAUAAAAGAUGAUGCUGACAAGGCCGUCAUUAAGUUUGGCGAGACCAAAUUCAGCGUGAACGAACCCAAGGAACGCGGCCAAGUAUCUGUGGUGAGAAUCCCCGUGCUGCGCGUGGGGGACUCCUCCAAGGUGUCAGUCGUCCGAGUCCACACCAAAGAUGGAUCCGCCACCUCGGGCGAGGACUACCAUCCCAUAUCUGAGGAGCUCGUGUUCAGGGAAGGUGACACGGAGCACUAUGUGGAGCUGGAGGUUUUAUACGACGGCGUCAGAGAGAUGAGGGAGGCCUUCACCGUGCACCUGAAACCGGACGAGAACAUGGUGGCAGAGACACAGCUGACCAAAGCCAUCAUCUACAUCGAGGAGACCAACAGCAUGGCAGAUGUUACCUUCCCCUCGGUGCCCAGGGUGCUUUCUUUGCUUCAUUACGACGGCGUGGACAAGCACAGAGACUCUUUCCCCGCGGCCGGCUACCCGGUCGUUUGUGUCACCGCGUGCAACCUCAAAUACCCGGACUACGACAAAACGGGCUCCAUCUGCGUGAGCGAGAACAUCAACAACACUCUGACGCGCUACCGCUGGCUCGUCAGCGCCCCUAAGGGCCCGGACGGCGUCACCGGCCCGAUGCGAGAAGUAGACUUCGACACCUUCUUCACCUCGUCCAAGCUCAUCACGCUGGACUCGGUCUACUUCCAGGCCGGCUCCAGGGUGCAAUGCGCCGCCAGGGCCGUCAACUCGGACGGCGACGAGGGGCUGGAGCUCAGCAGCCCCGUGGUGACCAUCAGUACGGACGAGGGCAUGUGCCAGCCUCGCGUGGCGGGCACGGUGGGAGCCGAGCCUUUCUCUGCCAAGCUGCGUUACACCGGAGCCGAGGACCCCGACCAUCCCAAUCUCAUCAAGCUGACUGUCACCAUGCCUCAUAUUGACGGUAUGCUACCCGUGGUGUCCACUCGCGCCUUGUCGAACUUUGAGCUCACCCUCAGCCCGGACGGCACCCGCGUGGGCAACCACCGCUGCUCCAACCUGCUGGACUACUCCGAAGUCAAGACGCGCCACGGCUUCCUCACCGACGCCACCAAGAACCCGCACGUGAUCGGCGAGACGGCGCCCUACCAGUACAGCGCCGCGUUGAGGGGCGCCGCCACGCUGCGCUUCUACCGCAACCUUAACCUGGAGGCGUGUUUGUGGGAGUUCACCAGCUACUACGACAUGUCCGAGCUGCUCAGUGACUGCGGCGGAAGCAUCGGCACUGAUGGACAGGUCCUGAACCUGGUGCAGUCCUACGUGACACUGCGCGUGCCGCUCCACGUGUCCUACGUGUUCCACUCGCCGGCGGGCGCAGGCGGCUGGCAGCAUUUUGACCUGCAGUCGGAGCUGAGGCUCACCUUCGUGUACGACACCGCCAUCUUGUGGAGGGACGGCAUCGGCAGCCCGCCGGAGGCGGAGCUCCAAGGCGCGCUCUACCCGACCAGCAUGCGCAUUAACGAGCAGGGACGCCUGGUGGUCAACUUCCGCACCGAAGCCCGAUUUAGAGGCCUGUUUGUCUCCAGGCAUCCCGCCUCUGCGCUCACCUCCAUGGUCAUGUGCGCCGACCACCCCGGUGUGACGUUCAACCUCAGCCUGGUGCGCAGCGAGCCCACCUACAACCAGCCCAUCCAACAGUGGACCUUCGUCUCGGACUUUGCCGUACGCGACUACUCUGGCGCGUACACGGUGAAGCUGCUGCCGUGCACGUCGCCGCCCAGCCUGGAGUUCGCCGUCCCGCCCGUGUGCCACCCGAGAGAGCCCGUCACCUUUGACCUGGACAUCCGAUUUCAGCAGGUGAGCGAUCCGGUGGCUGCAGAGUUCAGUCUGAACACGGAGAUGAUCCUGCUCUCCAAAAAGACUCUGUGGCUCUCCGACGGCUCCACGGGCUUCGGCCAGAACAGCGACACGGCUUUCUCGCUAGGCGACACGCUCUACGGGCGCGUCAUGGUGGACCCGGUGCAGAACCUGGGCGACUCUUUCAUCUGCAACAUCGAGAAGGUUUUCCUGUGCACGGGCGCCGACGGCUACGUGCCCAAGUACGACCCCGAUCGCUUUGAGUUCGGCUGCCUGGCUGACGCGCCGUCGCUCCUCUACAGAUUCAAAAUUAUCGACAAAGCCCAGCCCGAAGGCCAGGCCAGAUCUUUUGGGAACGUGGCCUUCGGCGCCCUCCUAGCGGUGGACGACCCGGCCGCUUUAGCUCUGGUCAGACAGCCUGGAUCGGAUGGAUUCAGCAUGGAUUCCACCGCCCUCUUCCAGGUGUCCGCGGGCCGAGAGUGGUACAUCCACACCAUCUACACCGUCCGCUCCCGGGACAACGCCAACCGGGGCAUCGGCAAGCGCAGCCUGGAGUACCACGCGCUCGGCCGGCACCGCAGGUCCGCCGACGUCCAGGAAAUCGGCGCCGACAACAACCGCGGCACCAACAUCCUCCACGUCACGCUGAACCGCGGCAGCCAUCGCGGGAGGAGCCACGGCCCCGAGGGGGACGCCUUCGUCCCCGAGGGGGCGGUCCCGCGUGAGCUCGGCCACGCCGAGGACGGCGCCGACGACCGGGGCGACGGGCCGGCGCUGAUCGUGGGCGUGGCGGUCGGGGUGCUGCUCGCCGUCCUGGUCGUCGCGGCGGCGACGGCGCUGGUGCGACGCAAGCGGGACGCGAAGGACACGCCCGCCGCCUCGCCGAGCGCCCGGCCGAUGAUGGCGCAAGGACUCAGCGACAGCUCCGAGGUCUGAAACAGAAGGGUGGUUUGCGCCCAGGAGUACUAAGGUCACACCGAAAACAAAGAAAAGGAAAAAAAAAAAUUCUCAUGACACCAAAAACUAAAGACACAAUUCUACAAAACAAAAAAAAAAAGAAAUCAAAUUGUCAUAAUAUUGGAACAUUAUUGCUUCUCUUAUUUUUCCUUUGAAUAUUAGGACGUCGAAAAAAAAAUGGUUGUCAUUUUACGAGAAGAGAAAAAUCAGGACUGCAGAGGGGGGAAAAAAGUCAAAAGUUGGAAUUUUACUUUUUUUUUUUCUGUCACAAAAGUCAACAAGGAAAAUAAAUCAUGUUUUUUUUCAAGAAUGAAGUUGGAAGUCUGAAUAUUAUAUUAUUCCUUUGUUCUUGUCAUACUCUGACCUCGUAGUUAAAUUGUAGCUUUGUGAGAAUGAAAGCCAAAUUUCAAGACACAGACACAAUUCGAAUAAAAAAAAUUGAGAAUGUUGGUUUAAAAACGUUUUUAUGAUAAAGAGAUAGUACAUAACAUUUUUGUCAUAUUCUAACUUAAUAAAACACUUUUACAAGAACAAAGUCAUUAUUUGACAUGAAAAAAAAAUUGUAAUAAAGACAGAUUUUUUUUCAAACAAAAAGUCAAAAUAAAAGGAAGAAAGUUGUCAUUUUGUGUAAAAAUAUAUAUAUUGAGUCAAAGAUGAUAGUAUUUUUUUACAUGAUAUUUUGACGUGAAAAAAAAUUUAAGAAUGAAUAAAGUUACAAUUAUAGGAGAAAAAGUAAUUGUUCAAGGGAAAUACUAUAAAUGAAUGAUUUUUUUUCUUGUAAUAUUCCCCAAAAAAUUUAGCUUUGUGAUAACGAAUUCAGAUUUUUAUGAGAAAAGACACAAUCCAACAAAAUUAAUACAGUUGUCAUAUUAUGGAAAAUAAAAUUCCAACAGGAAGACACAGUAUUUUUUUUUUCCCUCUUCAUAUUUUGACUUAAAACGAAGUCUCGUCAUAAAUUUAAGAGAACAAACGAGAAACAUUUUUUAGGAAUUAAGUCAUUUUUCAGAGGAAAAAAAAGGAAAAAGUAAAGUCAUAGUGUUACACACAAAAAAAGAAUUUAAUGAAAAUUGAACAUUCUUUCAGAAAAUCUGAUUUUUUUUUUUUUCCAGUAAUAGUACAUUUUUUUGUGUGUGUUGUCAGUGUGUCCUUAGCACUCCUGUGUCAUUUUGCAAGUGCCUCACAUUUAAUGAACAACAAAAAAGACUUUUUGUGCGUCGAGCGCUUUUUUUGUUUUGUUUGGUUUUUUUGCUUGUGUUCUGAAAUCUACUUGAAACGUUGCCACUGUCGAUCCCGAAGGCGAGACGCCGCGUCGCAUCUCUUUCGAAGCUCUCGUCGGUCUUUGUCCUUGUUGUUUGUUUGACAUCACAACAACAACAAAAAAAACAACAACAACAAAAACCAAACAAAAAACACACGCAACAAAAAGAAGGCGUUACCGGUGUUUCCAAAGGUGCUAGCGGACACACCUCGACGCCGUCCUUCCACUCCAAACUGCGUGUUCGUGUUGUUGUUGUUUGGCCUGCUGGGUUAUUCGUGUGUUUUGAUUAUACAUCACAUUGUUGCGCACACGUGCAUGUCUUUAUGUGUUUUUAUACUCAAAACGUCAAACUGCCGAUUUGCUGAAGGCAAGAGCGUACCUACCGCUUGACAUCAGUUCAUUCAGUCAAGACCCAUUAACAGUGUCGAUAAUUACCCUUGGCAUUGACUAAAUUAGGGUUAGGAUUAAGGUUCAGGGUUAGGGCAGAGGUGGGUAGGGUCACCACAAAUUGGACUCAAGUGCGAGUGCUGUUACAUUGGAAUAAUAUGACUCAAGUAAAAGUGGUCCUCCAAAUAAUGACUUGACUAAAAGGAAGAGAG
This is a messenger RNA of Phycodurus eques (leafy seadragon), 11315 nucleotides long. It is a transcript of the gene frem2b, whose product is annotated as FRAS1 related extracellular matrix 2b. Gene Ontology annotation, biological process: cell communication. NCBI's taxonomy places the organism in Eukaryota, Metazoa, Chordata, Actinopteri, Syngnathiformes, Syngnathidae. The transcript has 24 exons. The record is from RefSeq and is a predicted model, not a curated record. Bases 111 to 9437 code for a protein of 3108 amino acids. Gene Ontology annotation, cellular component: membrane.